AUGGUUUUCGAUCCAGUCACCGAGACACAGCGGAAACAUUUCUUUGGACAGAAUUACGGCGCCCAUCUACCCGGUUACACCGGACAUUGUCCCACUCUUAAAUUUCGAGUCGGGAAACGAUUCGGAGCGAGCACGGAAGAAAUCAUGAAGGAAUUACUUGAGAAGAAAAUCCUUAAGACGGGACCUUAUAGGCCGAAUUCCGGGAGGGAUGCGCUGGAAAACGGAUCGAUUUUACACGAGAAGGACGAUAUUCGAAGAGACUUGAAAAAUGAGACGCGCUUAUUCAAAGCUUCUCCAUAUAUCUUGGGAUACACGGGAUAUAUUCCUGGAUUUAAUAGCGUGUACGGUCUGUCAUUUAUGAGAGCCGUGGAAGAAGGUGGUAAGGAAUGGCGUGAGAAUCAAACGAAGCUGAGAGCUCGGAGAGCCGAGACACGCGAUCCGAGAAAUCUCAUGUCCCGCUCGAGACCCGACAAUGUAGCCACUGAACUUGACUGCGCUCGUAAUCCGAAUCUAGCCGCGUUUCAUUACGAAAUUUCACCCGACAGACCACCGAUCGUGGGCUAUACCGGUCAUAUUCCAGGAGCAAAAGGGGAGGUCGCGCUCUCCAAGAGGUAUGCCCAAGCCGCGAAGAAAGGACUCGAAUUGAUUCGAAGAGAGCGCGGCGAACAAAGGCUGAACGAGACGGCGAACGUGGCCGGAUCAGAAAAGUCUUUCGAUGAUGGCCACGUUUAUCGAUCCGAACGAACGGCCGCAUAAAUUCUCUCGAUCCUCACUUUUUCUCAAAAAACGAAGUACUAUGCAAACUUCUACGUGACUCU
Molecule: messenger RNA, 818 nt
Organism: Dufourea novaeangliae
Lineage: Eukaryota; Metazoa; Arthropoda; Insecta; Hymenoptera; Halictidae
Gene: Ip6k
Product: protein FAM166B-like
Exons: 5
Coding region: 1-756 (251 amino acids)
Source: RefSeq, a predicted model, not a curated record